This is a messenger RNA of Prunus persica (peach), 399 nucleotides long. RefSeq lists its product as uncharacterized. Lineage: Eukaryota; Viridiplantae; Streptophyta; Magnoliopsida; Rosales; Rosaceae. The coding region runs from base 1 to 399 and encodes 132 amino acids. The record is from RefSeq and is a predicted model, not a curated record. The transcript has a single exon.
AUGAAAAAGAAAUAUGAAGGCAAUGCUACAGUGAAGCGCUCGACUCUUCAAGCCUUGAGAAGAGACUUUGAAACUCUCGAAAUGAAGGUUGGUGAAACAAUUACUGAUUAUUUUGCUAGAGUCAUGUCAGUAGUAAACAAGAUGAGAGUGUAUGGGGAGGCUAUGACUGAUGUUACAAUUUGUGAGAAAAUUCUUAGAUCCCUCACUGACAAAUUUAAUUAUAUAGUCUGUUCGAUUGAGGAGUCUAGGGAUAUGGAUGCACUCACUAUUGAUGAGCUUCAAAGCUCGCUCAUUGUGCAUGAGCAAAAGUUUCACAGGAGCAGUGGCGUUGAGCAAGCUCUGAAGGUGACAACUGAUGAAAGAGUUGGAGGCAGAGGUCAUCGAAGAAGCAAUUACUGA